Stegastes partitus (bicolor damselfish) is the source of this 1368-nucleotide messenger RNA. RefSeq names its product opsin 4a (melanopsin) (gene opn4a). Gene Ontology annotation, molecular function: G protein-coupled receptor activity. Gene Ontology annotation, cellular component: membrane. The record is from RefSeq and is a predicted model, not a curated record. NCBI's taxonomy places the organism in Eukaryota, Metazoa, Chordata, Actinopteri, Pomacentridae. Bases 31 to 1368 code for a protein of 445 amino acids. The transcript has 9 exons. Gene Ontology annotation, biological process: G protein-coupled receptor signaling pathway.
AGGAGUCGCAGCCUGCGGACGCCGGCCAACAUGUUCAUCAUCAACCUGGCCAUCACAGACCUGCUGAUGUGCGUCACCCAGUCGCCCAUCUUCUUCACCACCAGCAUGCACAAGAGGUGGAUCUUUGGAGAGAAAGGCUGCGAGCUCUACGCCUUCUGCGGCGCUCUCUUCGGGAUCUGCUCCAUGAUCACGCUGACGGUGAUCGCGGUCGACCGCUACUUCGUCAUCACGCGACCCCUCACCUCCAUCGGCGUGCUGUCACGGAAACGGGCCCUGCUCAUCCUGAUGGCGGCCUGGGCCUACUCGCUGGGGUGGAGCCUGCCGCCGUUCUUCGGCUGGAGCGCCUACGUCCCAGAGGGUCUGCUGACUUCCUGUACGUGGGACUACAUGACCUUCACCCCGUCGGUGCGAGCCUACACCAUGCUGCUCUUCAUCUUCGUCUUCUUCCUGCCGCUCUUCAUCAUCAUCUACUGCUACGUCUUCAUCUUCCGAGCCAUCCGCAACACCAACCAGGCUGUGGGGAAGAUUAACGGCAGCACUCGCGACUCGGUGAAGAGUUUCCACCGGCUGCAGAACGAGUGGAAGAUGGCGAAGAUCGCUCUGAUCGUCAUCCUGCUCUACGUCAUCUCCUGGUCGCCGUACUCCACCGUCGCCCUCACCGCCUUCGCCGGCUACGCAGACAUGUUGACUCCCUACAUGAACUCUGUGCCCGCCGUCAUCGCCAAGGCCUCGGCCAUCCACAACCCCAUCAUCUACGCCAUCACACACCCAAAGUACAGGAUAGCGCUGGCCAAGUACAUCCCGUGCAUGGGCAUCCUGCUGUGCGUCCAUCCUCGCGACCUGCGCUCGGCCAGCAGCAGCUUCAUGUCGACCCGCCGCUCCACCGUGACCAGCCAGACCUCCGACAUCAGCAGCCAGUUCAGGCGGCAGAGCACCGGCAAGUCGCGCCUCUCCUCCGCCUCCGACAGCGAAUCGGGUCUGACAGACACUGAGGCCGACCUGUCCAGCAUGGGCUCCAGACCGGCCAGCCGCCAGGUGUCCUGCGACAUCAGCAGAGACACCGCCGAGCUGCCCGACUUCAAACCCUCCUCCAGCUUCAAGUCCAAGAUGAAGAGCCACGACUCGGGCGUCUUCGAGCGGACCUCCUACGACACUGACAUCUCCAUGGCCGGAGUCAGCGAACGGGGCAGCAUCUCAAAUAGCGGAGACUACUCAGACGGACACAUGAUGAGGUCCGCCAUCGGCCGGAUCCCCAGCAUCGUCAUCACGUCCGAGUCCAGCCCCUUCCUGCCCGCCGGACGAAACGGCUCGCGCUCAUCCAGGACCAAGACAUCCAACAGCAGCAGCACAGGGGCGGGGCCAGGGUAG